Messenger RNA from Daldinia caldariorum, 1438 nucleotides. RefSeq lists its product as uncharacterized. The record is from RefSeq and is a predicted model, not a curated record. The transcript has a single exon. NCBI's taxonomy places the organism in Eukaryota, Fungi, Ascomycota, Sordariomycetes, Xylariales, Hypoxylaceae. The coding region runs from base 137 to 967 and encodes 276 amino acids.
AUAUGAUUUCGUCAUUCUCUUGAUAUCCCCACCGGUCUUUUAUCUUAGUCGCUCUUUUUUUGGAUUCUUGCUUGCUUGUUCUGAUUUUUUCUUUCUUUCUUUUUUUUUUUUUUUUUUUUUUUUUUUUCGCACUGCAAUGCGGCGCAUUUCCGCGCUUCUGCUGCUGCUGUCCGGGUGGGCCGCAUCGUGCGUCGAGGGCGGCAGCAGUGGCGCCGUGUGGGCGACGCCUCACGACAGCUACUCGUCCUCGGUGGGGGUGCUCGGGUGCAAGGUGGACACGAACCGCGUGGCGUACUGGCCGGGGUCCGUGGACUGCGACGACGUGUGCGUGUCCCUGAGCUACGAGGGGCGCACGGUGAAGCUGCUGCGCGUGGACCGCUCCCAGGGCGCCCACGACAUCAGCUACGACGCCUGGAACUACCUGUACACGGGCUACUCGGCGACCGAGAAGCCUGCCGCCGGCGGGCCCGUCGCCAUGAACUUCGCCAGCGUGGACCCCGAGGAGUGCGCGGACCUGCUCCACACCGACGGCCGCAAGCUCCCCCUUAGCGCCGCCAACAGCAUGAACUUCCUCGCCAGCUGCCUCGCGCGCCCGGACAGCUGGGUUGCGAAGAACUACGUCCUCUAUAACAUUCUCGACUCCACGUGCUCCUGGGGCCACGACGAGACCUGCACGCUCGACUGGCCGGCGGCCAAUCAGGCGAGCUGCCCGAGCGUGCUUGGGGAUCCCGCCGCGUUGACGUCUGCGCCCGUUUACAAUAUCAGAUAUCCGUCGGGCCAGACUGUUGUGGCUUCAUCAGGGCAAGUUGUCGAUCCUCAAAAUAAUAGCGGCGGUAGUGGUGGCGGCGGCGGUGAUAGUGACAGCAGUAGUGACCGGUGCAUUAGGGUGUCACCCAAUUUGUUUAUAUUAACUUUGGCGGCAGCCGCUUCGAACUGGUUGGUUUAUGCAGGUGUUGUUCACUUCUAGGAGGCAUGUGAACUUCGGCGUGGAAUGUUUUUGUUCGUCAUGAUGCCGGCUUGAUGCUGCGGCUACUGCUGCUGCUGCAUGCAUGCAGGUUGGGGGUCAUAGCUCCUUAAGUACCUAAGGCACACUGAUCGACAAAGGGGGUGGCAGCCUUUACGAUCCGGUGGGAGUUUGGUCCUAUACGCAGGCAUGAUUACGAAGAGAUACCCCGAUGUUUUGUUGACGAUUAUUUACCGAAAUUUUUAUCAAAUACCUAUAUUAUUAUAUGUCGUCUCUCUUUCUCAAGUGCCGACUAAGGAUAGGUACAUCCCUCAUUUCAAUUUGAUUGGUUGAGCUAUUUUCUACUAUUCCUGCAAUAGUCUGUCUGUAUAUCCUGUAUGUCCUGAUCUUUUUAGGAGUUUUGGUUUGUUGAUAUAAGCGAAGUAUGUACCUGUGUCUAUACGGUGUGCCAUUGAGGACAUUAGUAUCUAGGAC